UUUUUUCAAUUCAAAAUUUUUUCAUAUUUUUUGAUGAAGAAAACUGGAAAAUUUCUCAAAAUUUUUAUUUUUCAUACUUGUCGUGAACAUUUAUUUUCCAAAUAGAUGAAAUUUCAGUUCAGGAGUUGUCCUUAGAAGCGAUGGUUGUUUAAUUUUUAAUCGUGAAGAUCCCAUGUUUGCUCCCAUGUCUAAUUUUUUAUCACUAUUAUCAUCGCAUUUCCCGCCGAUUUCUGUAUUUUAUUCGGAAUCUGUUUGAUUUAUGAUCAUUGAUCAUUUUCAUUUUAAUUAAUUAUAUUUAUCGAAUUCAUCAUGAAUACAUACAUAUUCCCUUUAAGCGCUGAGGACUGCGUGGAUACUGACGAUUUAGACGUUGAUGUACUUGAUCUGCUGAAAAAAAGAGGCAGAAUAUUCUCUUGUACGCCUUUACAAAAUAUCUCCUUCAGAAGAUCAGAUCUAAGAAAGUUCAACGAUUUACUAGCUAAUGAUAUCCUUAAACACGAAUCUAAUCAAUCGAUCAAAUAUAAUGCUACGUUCAAUAGGGUGGACACGAACUCGACUCAGUCGUUCUUAAAGAUAAGUGUGGAAAAAUGCCAAAAUAAUCGUGCCCUUGGCGUUGUUUACGAAGGAUUGUUUUUUACGUGGAAGUUGAACGAUUCCGGUGACCAGAAUGAUGUGAAUUUACCAUUAUUAUACUGUAUAGGAAAUCAGAGGAUCGUAAAUUUAAUCAAUUCCGUGAUUGAAAGACAGUUCAGCUGUACCAUAUCGGCUACUAUUUUUUCCCAAUCGGAGUUCAAGUGGUUGGUGGUUUUGGCAUUACAACACAUAACGCAUACGCCCAAAGAUAUCCAAUUAGUUUAUGAAAUUCCUCGUAUAGAAUCGAAAUUCAGUUUCUUCGUGUCUUUUGAAACAUUAAAAGAUAUAUGGAAACGAAUUCGUACAGAAACCGAAGAAGAAUCUAAUAAUAUAGAAUAUGGGGAAGUAGCUUCGUUGCACGCAGCUUUUGAAGAGCAUGUCAUAAAUACUUAUGGAGUUGACUUGACCCAUUUUCAUUUAAAAAUGGUUUCCAUUCCUGGGUAUCUUACGUUAGAUGUAUCUGGAAAGGUACAAAUAUCGAAGAACGAAUUGUUCGAUUUCUUCUAUAGAUUAAUGAAUGAUGCGAUGUUAUUAAGAUAAUUACUACGUUAUCGUGUUGGUUCUUUUUUUUACGAGAGGUGAAAAUGGAAUAGAUCCAAGUUGGUAAGAAUUUUUUACAAAUUUGAUCCAUGCUGAUUCAUAAGGUUAUAUUGUUAUUAGAAGGUUAUAAUCGAAUGUAUUAAUUGUAAAUUUUAUAAAAUAUGUAUUUAUACGCUUCCAGAUGAAUAACUGUGUUAAUUGUAUUGUAAAAAGGUCUGUGAUAAGAAAUUUGUUUUAAUUUUUGUACAAAUAUUCUUAUGUAAUUGGUUAUUUUAAUGUAUUAUUUUUUAUUUUAUUACGAAUAAAUACAUAUUUGUACUUUUGAAGGUA
Messenger RNA from Planococcus citri (citrus mealybug), 1503 nucleotides. RefSeq lists its product as uncharacterized. The record is from RefSeq and is a predicted model, not a curated record. Lineage: Eukaryota; Metazoa; Arthropoda; Insecta; Hemiptera; Pseudococcidae. The transcript is spliced from 5 exons. The coding region runs from base 310 to 1173 and encodes 287 amino acids.